AUGCUUGUAUCUCAAUUGAUUAACGGUUCACCAUCUUCAGUAGCACUUCAAGUUCGAAAGGCCAUUACCGAUAUGAAUAAUAGUCGUAUGCGAUCUAUAAUUAAUUGGGUUGAACAACAACCAGAUAAAUCAUUGAUUUCUGAAAGUGUUUUGUUCAAUGGCGAAGAUUUUGGAAUAACUAAUGUGUCAAAAUUUCAAAAGCAUAAUUUAAUAGAUUUUGGCGAUGGAAAUCCUAUAAAACAGAGACGUUGUCGAGAAUUUGCAACUGAUGGGUUUUCUAUAGUGCUGAGUACUGAGACCGAUGAUGGAAUAGAAGUUUACUUUAGUUUACAAACUGAAAAAUUGGAAAUCAUGGAGCAGGAUCCUGAAUUUAAGAAAUUCAUUGUUUUAUAA
Messenger RNA from Racocetra persica, 393 nucleotides. NCBI's taxonomy places the organism in Eukaryota, Fungi, Glomeromycota, Glomeromycetes, Diversisporales, Gigasporaceae. The record is from the annotation of a GenBank genome assembly.